This is a messenger RNA of Lepus europaeus (European hare), 414 nucleotides long. It is a transcript of the gene PMIS2, whose product is annotated as PMIS2 transmembrane protein. NCBI's taxonomy places the organism in Eukaryota, Metazoa, Chordata, Mammalia, Lagomorpha, Leporidae. The record is from RefSeq and is a predicted model, not a curated record. Gene Ontology annotation, cellular component: intracellular membrane-bounded organelle; membrane. The transcript has 4 exons. The coding region runs from base 1 to 414 and encodes 137 amino acids.
AUGGCCGACUUGCGCCACCUCAGUGGCAGCUCCCUAUUCCAUUGCCCAUCUGCGUUGACUGGGGUGUACAGGAAGGAGGAAGAGCCGAGGUUCAACACUUGCCACUUCCAGCCAAUCCCUACCAGGGUGGGUGAAGUCAACGUCCCGGCUGCAGAUGACAAAAAACAAUCUAACCAGACAAAAGAAGAACUGGCAUUUUAUGCUCCAAAUUACCUAUGCAUGGCUAUCUUUGCUGUACUUCUUUUUUUCCCUUUGGGACUGGCAGCUUGCUACUUCAGCCAUAAGACCACACAGGCCAACAGGGAAAGCAAAUGGGAAGAGGCUUACUUCAACUCAGGUCGAACCGGCUGGCUGAGUGUUUUUGGCAUACUCAUUGGUUUAGGCAUAAUUUAUGGAUGUGUCCUAUAUAUGUGA